Molecule: messenger RNA, 460 nt
Organism: Amoebophrya sp. A25
Lineage: Eukaryota; Dinophyceae; Syndiniales; Amoebophryaceae
Source: the annotation of a GenBank genome assembly
UUGAGGCGGAACGAAGACUGGGGAGAAAGACAGCCUUCUUCUUCACAACUGAUUGUGAAGCACUUUGGAUUGGAGGGAAGAAGUUUAGGCGAGCGUAGGAAGGAUAAUAUGGAAGAUGAAGCUAAUACCAAUUUUUUUUAUACCAUAACAUUCAUAUAGGUCGUGUAGGUGAAAACCAACUACAAAAAGUAAACGUAAACAUUAAAGACGUCUUGGCUCUUAUCGGAAGCUGUGAAUUAUUCUUCAAAAAACUGACUGAGACUGUGAUGUAACUGCCUGAGGUGAAGUUCUUGCAAGUUGCAUGUGGGCCAUAGAGUUUCAAUGCAUAUGCAUCAAAGACAGACGAGAAUUGUAGUUCUUGGAUUCUGUGAUGAAAAUUAUGCUGGUAAAUUUUUCAGAAAAAACUCUUGUUCUAGAAAUCAAGAUGCUGGACGGCAUCCACCGUCAACACAAUAACCGU